Molecule: messenger RNA, 2220 nt
Organism: Neltuma alba
Lineage: Eukaryota; Viridiplantae; Streptophyta; Magnoliopsida; Fabales; Fabaceae
Exons: 5
Coding region: 1-2220 (739 amino acids)
Source: RefSeq, a predicted model, not a curated record
AUGGAGUCAUCACCUGAUGAGAACGGUUCUGCAUGUAAGCGAAGGAGACGUAAGAGACCUUCACCAUCUACAGAAUCCCCUUCUAUCCGUAGGACCAGCACAGACAAUGCAGAUGUGGACUACCGGGACAUUCAUUUCAGUUUCGUUUCAAGCGAUAAUGAAUAUAGUGAGAGUAGGGAGAGUAUUACAGAUAUAAUGGGAGAAAAUGAAGUGCCCAAUAGGAUUGCUGCUGUGAGUAAACAUCAAAGAGAUUCUACAAUUGAUCCAGCCCUUGCCUAUGAAAUUAAAUUGAUGCUUGAUGAAGUUAAUCCAUAUGUAAAGCAGUACCAUCAUGUAGCUUCAAUUAUAAAUCGAGAUAACUAUGCUACGCUGAAGUUAUGCUUAAUUAGUUCAAGAUAUCAUGAUGGCCGCAUAUACAACAUGCCUUCUACUUCUGAAGUUGCAGCUUUGAUUGUUAGUGAUAUUGAUAACAGUUACAAUGUCAGAGAUAUUAUUGUGGAGUACCAAUCUGGAAUUCCCAAACGCAUUAAUGAGCUACAUGCAUGUUAUUUACCUCUUCAAUAUCCUUCACUAUUCCCAUAUGGAGAAGAUGGAUAUAGAGAUGAUAUUGAGCACAGAGAAGAGACAUUAAGUGCCACAAAGAAAAAGAAAAGGCUAAGCAUGAGAGAAUUCUUUUCAUAUAGGUUGAUGACACGUGAACUUGAGCUUUCCGUCUUAUUACAUGCCACAAGGUUACUUCAACAGUUCAUAGUUGAUGGGUACACAAUGAUUGAAUCUCAAAGAUUACUUUGGGUUAGGACACAUCAAAAAGAGCUUAGAGUUGAGUUGUAUAGAGGUCUUACUGAUGCAGUACUUAGAGGUGAAACGGAUGCGUCUGCUAUUAGGAAAAGAAUAAUACUACCUUCCUCUUUCACUGGAGGAGCAAGGUACAUGAUACAAAAUUACCAAGAUGCUAUGGCCUUAUGCAGGUGGGCAGGAUAUCCUGAUAUAUUUUUAACUUUCACUUGCAAUCCAGCUUGGCCAGAAAUCAAGAGAUUUUGUCAAAAACAAUCUUUGCAACCUUCAGAUAGGCCUAACAUCUUAUGUAGGGUUUUUGAGAUGAAGUUGCAUUCUCUUCUCAAGACAAUAAAAGAGAAGAGAAUUUUUGGCUCUGUACGUGCAGAGGUAUAUACAGUGGAAUUUCAAAAGCGAGGGUUGCCACAUGCACACAUUCUCCUUUUUCUUGAACCAGAAGACAAAAUCAACAAUGCUGAACGUAUAGAUGAAGUCAUAUCUGCUGAAAUUCCUGACAAAGAGUCUUCACCUAUAUUAUAUGAUUUGGUCCAAAAAUAUAUGUUGCAUGGUCUAUGUGGGGCAAACAAUCCAAAAUCUCCAUGCAUGAAGGAUAAGAAAUGCACAAAAUAUUUCCCCAAGAGAUUCGCUCAACAAACUACCUUGGAUGAUGAAGGUUAUCCUACUUAUCGUAGGCGAGAUGAUGGGAGGCAAAUAGAAGUUAAAGGUAUAGCCCUUGAUAAUCGAUUUGUUGUCCCAUAUAAUCCAACAUUAUUGCAGAUGUUCCAAGCACACAUUAAUGUGGAGAAAUGCAAUCAAUCAACUUCAAUUAAGUAUUUAUUUAAGUACAUCAGUAAGGGAAAUGAUAGAGUUGUUGCUGGAAUAUUUGACAAUAGUAGGAACCACGACGCUACAGGUUUCAUUGAUGAGAUACAACAAUACUAUAGUUGUAGGUACAUAUCUGCAUGUGAAAGUGCUUGGCGUAUUUUUGGGUUUCAAAUUCAUCAUAGAUAUCCAGCAGUAGAGAGGUUGAGCUUCCACUUACCAAAUCAACAGUUUAUUAUUUACUCUAACUCUGAUGAUGUUACGGAUUUAUUGGAUAAGCCAAGAGUUGCUGAGUCACAAUUUCUAGCAUGGAUGAAAUUUAAUUCUAAGGGUGGGCUUGCUGCUACAUUAACUUAUGCUGAAUUUCCUAAUCAUUUUGUGUACCAAAAAAAUAAAAGGCAAUGGAAGGAGAGAAAAAAAGGAUUUGCUGUUGGUAGGAUAAACCAUGUAUCAGCUUCAGUUGGAGAACUGUACUACUUACGAAUCUUACUCACCAAAGUUAAGGGGCCUUCGUCUUUUGAAGAUAUUAGAACAGUAGAUGGGGUUAUCCAUCCAACUUUUAGGGCAGCAUGUCUGGCACUUGGUUCAUUAGAUGAUGAUGCUGAAUAUAUAUCAGGAAUCUAA